GAAAAUAUGUGCAUGCAAUUCACUGAUAAAAUGUAAGUUUCAUUUCUAUGUACGAAUUACUGUACUUAUCUAGCCAUUACACAUGGAGCAUACGGACGAAUACAUUCUCCGCAUAGUGUCUUCGCAGUCUUUCUAGCGUUUAAUGAAACUGUAAUUACACUCCCCUCCUCGAUAUCGAGUUCAGAAUUGUAAUGUUUCAAUCAUACAGACACGUACGAUUGACACCACAGCAGACCAAAGAGGAGGCGCAAAUUCAGAGCGCGAGGAUGAUCUCAACCAAUGGGACGCUUCGCCUGAAUUUGUGGGUGUUUCCCUUAGAGCCAUCGAGUUUGGUUGCGUCCAUCGUAGGGGGGAACUGGAACUUGAUACGUUGUUGCAGUAAAUCAGACAGAGCUACAGUAACAGCGUUGAAAUUGGUCACCCUGUUGCAAGUAUUUUUGUCCAGUGAUACAAGCGAGAGUUAUCACUGCCGUCUCCCAUUUGGGGAAGAGUUGAGUUGCUGAGCGAGGAACUACGUCGGGUCGUUUUCGGGAACAGUUUCUGACAGAUUCGACACCUAUUUGACUGGAAAUGUCUGAAAACAAACCGAAUGAUGAUCCGAAGUUAUCCACGACGGACAGAGUGGUUAAAUAAGACAGAAAGUCAAAUGGAGCUAAAUAAGGCUGUCCCGUUUCCCCCUAGCCACCGGCUGACUGUGAAGGAGGUGUUUGACAGCGAGGGCAAACCCAAAGUAGAUGUCCUGAAGGCCCACCUCACCAAAGAAGGGCGCGUGGAGGAGAGCGUGGCGCUACGAUUAAUCGGCGAGGGUGCUGCCAUCCUCCGUUCCGAGAAGAACCUCUUGGACAUAGAGGCCCCAGUCACAGUGUGUGGAGACAUCCACGGGCAGUUCUUUGACUUGAUGAAGCUCUUUGAAGUAGGAGGGUCUCCAGCCAGCACACGGUACCUUUUCCUGGGUGAUUAUGUUGACAGAGGAUAUUUCAGUAUUGAAUGUGUGCUGUACCUGUGGGCCUUAAAAAUCCUUUACCCCAAAACGCUGUUUUUGCUCCGCGGGAACCACGAAUGUAGACAUUUAACAGAAUAUUUCACUUUUAAACAGGAAUGUAGAAUUAAGUAUUCGGAGCGGGUGUAUGAUGCAUGUAUGGAUGCCUUUGACUGCCUUCCUCUGGCAGCGCUCAUGAACCAGCAGUUCCUGUGUGUGCAUGGAGGAUUGUCGCCUGAAAUCACAAACCUCGACGACAUCAGGAAAUUAGACAGAUUCAAAGAGCCUCCCGCAUAUGGACCAAUGUGCGACUUGCUUUGGUCGGACCCGCUGGAGGACUUUGGCAACGAGAAGACCCAGGAACAUUUCACACACAACACAGUGAGAGGCUGCUCCUAUUUCUACAGUUAUCCUGCUGUGUGUGAUUUUCUACAACACAACAACUUAUUAUCUAUCAUUCGAGCCCAUGAAGCACAGGAUGCGGGGUAUCGCAUGUACAGAAAGAGUCAAACUACGGGCUUCCCUUCUCUCAUCACUAUCUUCUCAGCUCCCAACUACUUAGAUGUCUACAAUAACAAAGCUGCUGUGCUGAAAUAUGAGAAUAAUGUCAUGAACAUCCGUCAGUUUAACUGCUCUCCUCAUCCCUACUGGCUGCCUAACUUCAUGGACGUCUUCACUUGGUCUUUGCCCUUCGUUGGGGAGAAAGUCACUGAGAUGCUGGUGAAUGUUUUGAGUAUCUGCUCCAACGAUGAGCUGACCACUGAUGAGGAGAUAGAUGGACAGCUAAUAUAUGGGCCCAAGAAAGGAGCCACAGCUUCUGCACGUAAGGAGGUGAUCCGAAAUAAGAUCCGUGCCAUUGGAAAGAUGGCUCGAGUUUUCUCGGUUCUGCGGGAGGAGAGUGAGAGCGUUUUGACUCUGAAGGGUCUCACUCCAACCGGCAUGCUGCCCAGCGGAGUUCUGUCUGGAGGCAAGGAAAAACUACAGAAUGCAACUAUUGAGGCUAUAGAGGCAGAUAAAGCAAUCAAAGGCUUUUCACCCCAGCACAAGAUCAGCAGCUUUGAGGAGGCUAAAGGGCUGGACCGCAUCAACGAGCGAAUGCCCCCUCGCCGAGACAACGUGCCCUGCGACACAAGCCUCAACUCCCUCAAUAAGGCGCUGUCGUCCGAGACCAACGGCACCGAGGGCAAGGCUAGCAGCGGGAGUGGCAACAUCCAGUGAUCCUGCAUUGCUCCAGCAUGUUCGUCGCAUGAUCGCAGUGAUUAAGCCCCUCCCUCUCUUUUUCCAUGCCAUAGCUGAUGGAGGGAAAGGAAGGAUUUGGAGUGUAGAGUAAGAGGAAAGAAGAAAGGGAAAAGGACAGGAGAGAUAAAGGAAAGAAGGAGAGCAGCAUUUCAAACAUAAUUCAGAGUGACACUCACUAGUCUUUGGAUAUGCCUUUAAAAAUAUAUACAUUUUGUUUUGUUUUUUGUUUUUUUGCUUGUAGAAACCAUGACAAGUUCUUGCCGGUUCACUAGUUUCUGAAUGAUUUGGGGAUGAUCUUGGUUUUGGCGUAGGGAAUUAUAGCAGGUGACUGAGAAAUCAUAUGUGAAAAGGCCUUUACUUACUGGAUAUAAAAAUUGUGUUUGUUUCUCUCUGUGUGUGUGUGUGUGUGGGGGGGGGGGGGGGGUGGGCAGGUUUAAGUGGUUUACGGGGAAACAUUUUUAGGUUACAAACUGGUAAUUACAAGGGUAUUAUACUAUAAAUGUGGUUUAUGAGGACAUUUCUAGUGCCCCCAUAAUUCAAAUCGCUUAAAAAAACAUGCUAAACAAUGUUUUAUUGAAAAUAUAAAAUGCAGAAAGUUUUUUGUGAGGGUUAGGUUUAGGAGUAGGGUUAGGGGAUAGAAUCUGUAGUUUGUACAGUAUAAAAAUCAUUAUGUCUAUGGAGAGUCCUCAUAAUGAUAGCUGCACCAACAUGUGUGUGUGUGUGUGUGUGUGUGUGUGUGCGUGACUUACUAACUGAUGUACGUUUACAAAAAUACAGCACUAAAAAUGGACAGAAGGUAAAAAAAGUUUUUAACAAAAAAAGGGUGUACAAACUAAGUAAGGACUAUUUAUUGAUACCUUUUUUGCUACUCUUAUAAACUAGCUUUAGAGUAAAUUAGGCAGUCUUAAAAGAGUGUUGCUACAUUGUUAUAAUGCCAAAAAUGGAACGUUUUAUGGUUUUGUACAGAUUAUGCUUACCUCAGGUUUCUUUGGUGUGUGUGUGCUUGGAUCCAACUUUCUGUAUAAUUGCAAGCUAGCUUGAUGAAUAUGGAUUUUUUUGGAGUUCGAAACUGGAAUUUACUUUUAUCAUUUGCAUACAUGUUUUUUGUUUUAUUUGGACAGGGUGGGGGAAGAAUUAUUGUGGCUUGCUGGAAAUUCUGUGAGUGUUUUGUCUCUUCAAAUAUUUCGAACAAACAAAAAAUGAUAUAUAAAGCACCUAUAUUCUGUAAAACAAAAAAGAGAGAGAGAGAAACAGAAAGAAAAAGGUGAUUUAUGGAAAGCAUCUGCCUAUGCAUGUUUUAUAAGAUUUAACUAAGGAUAUUGAAUUACCUUGGCUGCCAAGGCCUGUUUUUAUCUGUAGUGUGCUUAGUGGAUAAAUCCUGGAAAUGUACCGCCAUUCUUUGCUAUAACACUUGGAAAAGCUUAAAGCCUUUAACUGGUUUUGUAAUCACAGCAUCUACUAUUAAUAUUGGAUGAUGAUGAGGAAUCAUGUUUUCAAACAAACUUGUUUGUAAGUACACCAGUAAUCCGAUUUAGCAUGUUUAGGUGUUCAUGUGAAAUAGGUUUGUGGUUCUCUAAUGUCAAACUCAAAAUGCAUGAAAGCUGUUAGUGUCAUACAAGGUUUAGAUUUAUUUGUUCUUUUUGUAAAGGUGCCAUAGACAAAAAGUGUAUUUGCAUAUUAUUAUUAUUAUUAUUAUUAAUUAUUAUUAUUAAUUCUGCUUUGUAUAUCAGUUUAUUAUUGCGAAAAAUUUACGAAAAACAAACUCCAUCGAUGUUUUUUUAACAACUGCUUAAGUGCCCAAGUAAUUCACUACACAAAAUAAAGCCUUGCUUUUAUAAUUUAACUUCCAAACUGUUGGCAGAUGACGCAUGCACUUGCAACUAUGAAAAGGUAUUUUAUAGGACUGUUCAAUAAAAAUGUGCAUGAAAUUCA
Messenger RNA from Myxocyprinus asiaticus (Chinese sucker), 4150 nucleotides. Its product is annotated as protein phosphatase 3 catalytic subunit alpha-like. The coding region runs from base 590 to 2197 and encodes 535 amino acids. NCBI's taxonomy places the organism in Eukaryota, Metazoa, Chordata, Actinopteri, Cypriniformes, Catostomidae. Gene Ontology annotation, molecular function: calmodulin binding; calmodulin-dependent protein phosphatase activity. Gene Ontology annotation, biological process: calcineurin-NFAT signaling cascade. Gene Ontology annotation, cellular component: calcineurin complex; cytoplasm; cytosol. The record is from RefSeq and is a predicted model, not a curated record. The transcript has 16 exons.